AUGAGCGGCUCACCUGCUGCUGUCAUUUCCACACCCCCCCCCCUCUUCCCUGCUCCCCUGCUUCCUGCCAUCAUCUCAUCUCAGGAUACCCAGCCAGAGUACACGCUCUUUGGGGUGGUGGUCCAUGCAGGGUCGUCUCACCUGCCCACAUGCUGCCAUCUCUAUUCUCUCUGCUUCGCUGCUUCCCUGAUAUCAUCCCUCUCAGGAUACCCAGCCAGAAAACACGCUCUUUGGGGUGGUGGUCCAUGCAGGGAUACCCAGCCAGAGUACACGCUCUUUGGGGUGGUGGUCCAUGCAGGGUCGUCUCACCUGCCCACAUGCUACCAUCUCUAUUCUCUCUGCUUCGCUGCUUCCCUGAUAUCAUCCCUCUCAGGAUACCCAGCCAGAGAUACCCAGCCAGAGUACACGCUCUUUGGGGUGGUGGUCCAUGCAGGGUCGUCUCACCUGCCCACAUGCUGCCAUCUCUAUUCUCUCUGCUUCGCUGCUUCCCUGAUAUCAUCCCUCUCAGGAUACCCAGCCAGAGAUACCCAGCCAGAGUACACGCUCUUUGGGGUGGUGGUCCAUGCAGGGUCGUCUCACCUGCCCACAUGCUGCCAUCUCUAUUCUCUCUGCUUCGCUGCUUCCCUGGUAUCAUCCCUCUCAGGAUACCCAGCCAGAGAUACCCAGCCAGAGUACACGCUCUUUGGGGUGGUGGUCCAUGCAGGGUCGUCUCACCUGCCCACAUGCUGCCAUCUCUAUUCUCUCUGCUUCGCUGCUUCCCUGAUAUCAUCCCUCUCAGGAUACCCAGCCAGAGAUACCCAGCCAGAGUACACGCUCUUUGGGGUGGUGGUCCAUGCAGGGUCGUCUCACCUGCCCACAUGCUGCCAUCUCUAUUCUCUCUGCUUCGCUGCUUCCCUGAUAUCAUCCCUCUCAGGAUACCCAGCCAGAGAUACCCAGCCAGAGUACACGCUCUUUGGGGUGGUGGUCCAUGCAGGGUCGUCUCACCUGCCCACAUGCUGCCAUCUCUAUUCUCUCUGCUUCGCUGCUUCCCUGAUAUCAUCCCUCUCAGGAUACCCAGCCAGAGAUACCCAGCCAGAGUACACGCUCUUUGGGGUGGUGGUCCAUGCAGGGUCGUCUCACCUGCCCACAUGCUGCCAUCUCUAUUCUCUCUGCUUCGCUGCUUCCCUGAUAUCAUCCCUCUCAGGAUACCCAGCCAGAGAUACCCAGCCAGAGUACACGCUCUUUGGGGUGGUGGUCCAUGCAGGGUCGUCUCACCUGCCCACAUGCUACCAUCUCUAUUCUCUCUGCUUCGCUGCUUCCCUGAUAUCAUCCCUCUCAGGAUACCCAGCCAGAGAUACCCAGCCAGAGUACACGCUCUUUGGGGUGGUGGUCCAUGCAGGGUCGUCUCACCUGCCCACAUGCUGCCAUCUCUAUUCUCUCUGCUUCGCUGCUUCCCUGAUAUCAUCCCUCUCAGGAUACCCAGCCAGAGAUACCCAGCCAGAGUACACGCUCUUUGGGGUGGUGGUCCAUGCAGGGUCGUCUCACCUGCCCACAUGCUGCCAUCUCUAUUCUCUCUGCUUCGCUGCUUCCCUGGUAUCAUCCCUCUCAGGAUACCCAGCCAGAGAUACCCAGCCAGAGUACACGCUCUUUGGGGUGGUGGUCCAUGCAGGGUCGUCUCACCUGCCCACAUGCUGCCAUCUCUAUUCUCUCUGCUUCGCUGCUUCCCUGAUAUCAUCCCUCUCAGGAUACCCAGCCAGAGAUACCCAGCCAGAGUACACGCUCUUUGGGGUGGUGGUCCAUGCAGGGUCGUCUCACCUGCCCACAUGCUGCCAUCUCUAUUCUCUCUGCUUCGCUGCUUCCCUGAUAUCAUCCCUCUCAGGAUACCCAGCCAGAGAUACCCAGCCAGAGUACACGCUCUUUGGGGUGGUGGUCCAUGCAGGGUCGUCUCACCUGCCCACAUGCUGCCAUCUCUAUUCUCUCUGCUUCGCUGCUUCCCUGAUAUCAUCCCUCUCAGGAUACCCAGCCAGAGAUACCCAGCCAGAGUACACGCUCUUUGGGGUGGUGGUCCAUGCAGGGUCGUCUCACCUGCCCACAUGCUGCCAUCUCUAUUCUCUCUGCUUCGCUGCUUCCCUGAUAUCAUCCCUCUCAGGAUACCCAGCCAGAGAUACCCAGCCAGAGUACACGCUCUUUGGGGUGGUGGUCCAUGCAGGGUCAUCCCAAGACUCGGGCCAUUACUAUGCAUACGUCAAGGACUCCACGGGCAAGUGGUCCUGCUGUGACGACUGCUCCGUCUCCCCAGUCGCCCUCCCAGACGUUCUAGCAGACAAGGCCUACAUGCUCUUCUACCUCCGCGUCUCCCCUCGCCCCCCCGGAUCCACCUCCCUCUCCUCCCUCUCCUCGCCCACCUCCCCUCGCCCCUCCCACCGCUCGCCCGCUCCGCUGUCUCUAGACAGCAAGUCUCCUCUCUCUCCGUCUCGGUCUGGGAAGCUCGCUGCUCGCCGCCUGAGCGCCAAGCCAGAACCACUAGAGACGGCAGCAGCACCUGGUCCCUUGUCAGAAGCGGGUUACAUGGUUACACCUGAGGCGCGUCACUCGAAGGAGGGUGAAUUGAGGGAUGAGGGGCUGCUGAAGGAUGGGGAUGGAGAGAAGGAUGGGGAUGUUUUGAUGCGUGGGAAUGUUUCAAAGGCUGGGGUUGCAGAGGAAGCUGGGGAUGUUUUACUCCUGAAGCAUGAAGAUGCAUUUAAAGACGUGGAUGCAGAGAGGGAUGGCGGAUUGCAAAGCGAAGAGGGGCAGGAUGCAGGGUGCCUCGCUGGAUGGUUGGAAUGCAGGGAAGAAGAGUUAAUAGAAGAGAGGGAGGCUAUUGCAUUGGGUGAGAUGGCAGAGGGAAAGACAGCGGAGGGAAAGACAGAAGAGGGAGAGACAGCGGAGGGAGAGACCGUGGAGGGGGGGUCAGCGGAGGGGGGGACAACGGAGGGGGGGACAGAAGAGAGGGAAACAGGAGAGCGGGAAAUUGCAGAGGGUAAAACAACAGCGGAGGAAACAGGAGAAGGGAAAGCAACAGAGGGAGAAGCAGGAGAAGGAGCAAAGGAAGGCAAUGUUGGGGAAGACAAAUCCCAUGAGGAGGAAGGCGUUAGCACAAGGCAUUGGGAAAACGAGGAUUUCACAAAGGAGUCGAAUGGCGGGGGUGUGUUUGGAAGAAAAGGGUCAAGGGAUGUGAUAUUGGGGGAGGAAGUGGUGUUGGAAGAGGAGGCGUUGAGGGAGGUGAGGGAGGCAGCAUUAGGAGAGGAAGGUUUCAGUGGGGAGAUUCUCAAACAGAAGCCGCCUGUGGUGUACCCAAGGCCUAUUCCGUUCGCCUCUAGCACCGCUAGCUCUAGUUCUGUUGCUUUGGGAGAGGCGGCAGCAACAGGAGGGGCAGCAGUCAGUAAUUUUCCAACUGCCCAAAAAAGCGGAAUGUUCACUGCUGCCCAAGCAACCGGGAUCCUUGCCACUGCUGCAGAUCAAGAAGCUAUGGCAUCCCACACAGCGCGACCAGUCAAGGCAGAAUCAGACCUCUUGAAUCUCCCUGCGUCCGAUGUGUUGCAGUCAGACAGGUUUUGGGGUGAUCUGGUUUAUGGGCGAGUGGCAGGAGUUGCUCCUGUGGGCGUAGCGGCAGUGACUCCUGAGACGUCUCCAAACUCUCUUUCUGGGGCUGGGGCGUAUGGGCGAGUGGCAGGAGGAGGUGCUCCUGUGGUUGUAGCGGCAGUGACGGCGGCUGCAGCUCCGCCCACUUGCACGCGCUUGGUGCUCCCUCCAAUGGCAUGGCGCCCUUCAUACUCCCCAUUCACAUCCCCACACCAGAAGACCCAUUCACAUCCCCCCCAGCACCUUUCACAACUGCCGCAGCAACAACCUCUGUCACACCCCCCCCAGCACCUUUCACAGCUGCCUCAAUUCCAGCAACAGCCCAUCCCACACUCCCCCAAACAAAAGCUUCUCUCUCACCUCUCCCAACAGAAAGCUGUUUUACAUUCCCCUGAGCAGAAGGCUUCCCCGCAGCUCCUGCAGCAGCAGGUGCCUUUUGAACCGAUUCCAACCGUUUUGUCACACCCCACACAGCAGCAAAUGCCUUUCCAGUCAAGCACUGCUGCAUCUGCCGUUUCGCACCCCACACAGCAGCAUCAACUGCCCUGUCAGUCAUUCCCCACCUCGUUUCCAGAGGCUCCCCAACAGAUGCCCCUUAAUUCGAAUCCAAACGUUCUGCCAGAGCGCGAGCAGCAGCAGCAGCAGCAGCAGCAGCAGCAGCCGUGCCACUCAUUUCCUGUGGUGGCAAUUCAACAGCCCCCGCACCAGGUAGAGCAGCUACAGCAGGUGCCUCUUGAACGGAUGUCGAAUGCUGUAUCCCUCCCCCCACAACAGCAGUUGCCAUGUGUGGUGUUUCAACUGCCCCCGCAGCAAAUAGAGCAGCCGCAGAGACUGCCUCUUGAACGGAUGUCGAAUGCUGUAUCCCUCCCCCCGCAACAGCAGCAACCGCCGUGCCAGUCAUUUCCUGUGGCGUUUCAGCAACCCCCGCAUCGUAUAGAGCAGCUACAAGUGCCACUUGAACGGAUGUCGAAUGCAGUAUCCCACCCCACGCAGCAGCAGCAGCAGCAGCAGCAGCAGCAGCCGUGUGAGUCGUUUCCUGUGGUGUUCCAACAGGCCCCGCAUCGUAUAGAACAGCUACAGCAGGUGCCAGUUGAUUUGAUUGCGAAGGUCCUGUCACGGCGCAUGCAGCAACAGCAACAGCUGGAGCAACAGCAACAGCAACAGCAACAGCAACAGCAACAGCAACAGCAACAGCAACAGCAACAGCAACAGCAACAGCAACAGCAACAGCAGCAGCAACAGCAACAGCAACAGCAACAGCAACAGCAACAGCAACCGCAGCAGCAACAGCAGCAACAGCAGCAGCAACAGCAACAGCAACAGCAACAGCAACAGCAACAGCAGUCUCAGCAGCAACAACAGCAACAGCAGCAGCGACAGCAACAGCAGCAGCAGCAGCAGCAACAGCAUCAGCAGCAACAGCAGCAGCAGCUGCAGCAGCAACAGCUGCAACAACAGCAGCAGCAACAGCAGUCACAGCAGCAGCAACAGCAGCAACAGCAACAGCAGCAACAGCAGCAACAACAGCAACAGCAGCAGCAACAACAACAGCAGGAGCAACGGCAGCAGCCACACCAACGGCAGCAACAAGGUUUGGAUUCCCAAUCUCGCCCCCCCGCUAUUGCUGACCUGGCAUCACGUGAUCACACAUCGCUAUCUGACGGCUCUGAGUCGGCUGCUGACGUGGCAGCUGACGUGGCAGCAGCUGCUGAUGCCACAUCAGCACGCCCGAGAGCGCGCUCUGCUGUGCCGCUACCUCCACGGGCCAAGCUUCCUCGGGCGGCAAAGUCGAACCGCGUCGGGACCGUUGAGCUCAUCAGCGGUAGAGUGUCCACGUCAGCAGCUCACCUGCCAGCUCAGACCUCCGUUUCGCCAGCUCAGGCGUCGUCCUCGCCACCUCAGAGACGCUUGGGAUUGAAGCAGGUGAAUCUGAAGGAGAGAGUGAGGGUGGAUAGGGCAGCAGAGGCUAGGGUUCGGGAGGUGGGAGUGAGAUACGCUGCUGUAGCAGAUGUGGGCUUCAGAAGUGGUGGUGCUGGGGGCGUUGGGGGAGGGGUUGUUGGUGUUGACGGUGUUGCGGGAGGGGGCGUUGGGGGGAGCGAAGUUGGGGGUGCUGGUGGUAGUGGUGGUGGGGUUUCUGGUGCCAUGGCCACCACAUAUGUGGAUGACUCUGCUGCUGGUGUUGGCACAGGCUUGAAAGGUGCCGAUGUCACUGCUGUUGGUGAUCAUGGCACAGACGUUCAAGAUGCAACCAAUGCAGCAGCUGCUGCUGGUGGUGGUGGUGGCGGCAGUGGUGGUGGUGGGGGUGGUGGCGGUGGCACAGGCAUUACAGGUGGGGAUAGGCUGGGUGAAGUGAACGCUCUUGCGGCGCAUGAAAAGGCAGAUGUGAAGGCUUGGACAGGUGCGGGUAAGAGGACUGAUGUGAAGCCUUUUGAGACACCUCAGGGAGCGGAUUCUCUGGCCUGGACUGCAGCAGGUAAGUGGGCGGAGGUGCAAUGGAGUGCUGAAGACGAGAGGUGUCUGCUUGCCGCUACUCAAGAGUUGGAUGGAGAUUUUGGGGGCGAAUUGAGUGGUUUAGGAGAGGGUUUGGGAGAGGGUUUUGAUGGGGAUUUGGAAGGGUGUUUGGGUCAAGAUUUAGGGGAUUUUGGGUUUGGGGAGGCGGAUUUUCUUGACUUGCCUUGGGCAGAUGUGGUUGUUCCGGGUGUGGCUGUGGCGAAUGGUGCCGCUGCUACAAGUGUGACUGAAUUGCCAGGUACUGCUGCUUCUCAUGAUGUGACUAUGGCACAGGAGGCUGUCACAGGUGUGACUGUAUUAAAUGUGACUGGAACGCAGGUUUCUGCUUCUCAUGAUGUGAUUGUGGCACAGGGGGCUGUCACGGCUGCAGCUGCUGUGAAUGUGACUCUAGCAGGUGUGGCUGUAGCACAGGGGGCAGAUACAGAUGUGACUGCUGUGAAUGUGGCUGUAGCAGGUGCGGAGGGGGCACAGGGGGCUGCUAAUGGUGCUGUGGCUGUGACUGUAACGGGUGUAACUUCAGAGGACCUUAGUUCAAUGGCAGGGGCAGAAGCAGCAGGGGCAGAAACAGCAGGUGGGGAAGCAGCGGGGGCAGAAGCAGCAGGGAGAGAAGCAGGAGGGGAAGAAGCAUCAGGGGGAGAAGCAGGAGGGGAAGAAGCAGCAGGGGGAGAAGCAGGAGGGGAAGAAGCAGGAGGGGAAGAAGCAGCAGGGGGAGAAGCAGGAAGGGAAGAAGCAGCAGGGGGAGAAGCAGCAGGGGGAGAAGCAGCAGGGGGACACCCCUCACCUGCUCAGGUGCCGUUUCAGGUGGAUGUGGGUGGUCAAGUGGAUAGUCAGGUGGGUGCGCAAUCAUUACGGGCUGCUUUGGGAAACAAACCUGAUGCUUAUGUUGUGCGCUCAGCUGUUUCUUCUGUUGUCGUUUCUGCUGCACCACUGGCACCUUUUGUCUCUUCUGUUCCACAGGUACCAGUUAAUUCUUCCAUGUUUGCAGCGUCACCUUUUGCUCCUGCCGAGUUCGCCCUAAAUAAUGACCCACACACAGUUGCCACCUCCCCCCAAACAGUUGUCACCCUCUCCCACGCAGUUGCCACCUCCCCGCAUACAGUGGCCACCUCCCCCCAUACAGUUACCACCUCCCCUCCCCCUAACAUGGUUGCCUCCCCCAGUGCUGUAACUCUUCCCCUCUCUUCCCCCGACCCCCUCUCCCCCCAAGUCCCCCCUUCCCCCGCUCCCCCCACCCGAGUCCCCCCGCACUCUAGCCCCCCUUGGGCGCUUGUUGAGACAGCAGGGGCGCAGGGGGGCGGAGAUGGGGCGCAGGGGGAUAAAGAUGCUGGGGAAGCGGGUGGGGAUGCAGGGGGAAUUAGUGGACGUGCAGGGGAGAACGGGGAAGAGUUUGGGAAAGAAACCGGGGGGUUGGAGGGAGAGGAAGCUGAGGAGAACGGGGAGAAGCGGGAAGUGGAAGAGGUGGAAGAGGAGAAAGAGAAGGAGGAAGAAGAGGAAAAAGAGGAGGUUGAAGAGGAGGGACUAAAUGUGGAGAUGGAGGAGUUGGAGAAGAAGGAAGAGGAGAAGGAAGAGGGGGUGGAGGAGGAAGAGGAGAAAACGCAGGAAGAGGAAGAGGUUACUGACUUCGCAUCAGCUGAUGACAUGGCUAUUGCUGAGAAUCGUGGUGAUGACGUGGAGGCUCUAAACAGUGAGGAUGAUGACGUGGUGGAUGUACCAAUGGAUCAGGAACAGGAGCAGCUGACGUGGCAUCUUCCUGGGAAUGUCAAUCUAGGUGUUGCCACUAGUAGUAGUCAUGCUGCUGCUGCGGGGAAUGAAAUUACUGCUGGUGAAGCAGGAGAGGGAGAAGCAGCAGAAAGGGUGGCCGCAGAACGAGAGGCAGCAGAAAGAGAGGCAGCAGAGAGAGAAGCAGCAGAAAGGGAGGCAGCAGAGAGAGAGGCAGCAGAAAGGGAGGCAGCAGAAAGAGAGGCAGCAGAGAGAGAAGCAGCAGAAAGGGAGGCAGCAGAGAGAGAAGCAGCAGAAAGGGAGGCAGCAGAGAGAGAAGCAGCAGAGAGGGAGGCAGCAGACAGAGAGGCAGCAGAGAGAGAGGCAGCAGAGAGGGAGGCAGCAGACAGUGAGGCAGCAGAGAGGGAGGCAGCAGAGAGGGAGGCAGCAGAGAGGGAGGCAGCAGAGAGGGAGGCAGCAGAGAGGGAGGCAGCAGAGAGGGAGGCAGCAGAGAGGGAGGCAGCAGAGGGAGAGGCAGCAGAGAGGGAGGCAGUAGAGAGGGAGGCAGCAGAGAGGGAGGCAGUAGAGAGAGAGGCAGCAGAAAGAGAUGCAGCAGAGCGAGAGGCAGCAGGGAGAGAGGCAGCAAAGAGAGAGGCAGCAGAGAGAGAGGCAGCAGAGAGGGAGGCAGCAGACAGUGAGGCUGAAAAGAGAGCGGCAGCAGAGGAACGAGCAGGAGAAGAAGCAGAGACAGCAGAGGGGGAAGAGGCAGGAGAGGGGGCAGAGGGGGCAGGGAGGGCAGAGGGAGCAGAGGAGGCAGAGGUUGCAAAGGGGGCAGAACGGGGAGAGGGGACAGAGGCAGCAGAGGAGGCAGAGUCAACAGAAGAAGCAGCGGUAGCACAAGGGACAAAUAUGAGGGGUUCUGGGAAACAGGAGGCCGCCGUUUUUCUGUCUUUGCCUUUGCCAACUCCGGAAUCCCACAAGGCACCUGGGACCUUUGACCAAAGAUGCUCAGCAGCUGAGCCUACUCAACAGCAGGAAUGCACGGCUUUUGUUGAGCCGACUCAACAGCAGGUUUCAGAAUCUCAGUCUUACAAGCCGCCUGUGCUGCAAGUGCAGGCUGUAGAGUCGCACAAGCCACCUGUGACCUCUGGGCAACAGCAGGAAUGCACGGCUUUUGUUGAGCCGACUCAACAGCUGGUUUCAGAAUCUCAGUCUUACAAGCCGCCUGUGCUGCAAGUGCAGGCUGUAGAGUCGCACAAGCCACCUGUGACCUCUGGGCAACAGCAGGAAUGCACGGCUUUUGUUGAGCCGACUCAACAGCUGGUUUCAGAAUCUCAAUCUCGCAGCAAGCCACCUGUGGCCGUUCAGCAUGAGCAGGCAUUCCCAGCUGUGGCAGCUGCUGCAGUCGGUUUUGAUCCAGGUUACGGUGUUACCAACCAGAUGUAUCACCUGCAAUCCGUGGCUCUGGGUAAGGGUAAAGAGGUGAAGCCGACUGCUGGUAUGACACUCGGUGGGGCAGAUGUUGCCAGCAGAGCAGUUGACGUGGCCAGCAGGGCAGCUGACGUGGCAGUAUCUGAGGCUGACGUGGUUGACAGGGCAGGUGAUGUGGCAGAAGCGGAUGUUGCAGCAGGAGAGGCAGCAGAGGAAGGAAGCCUGUCUCCCUCUCUCUCCUCCUUCCCAUCCCCAUUCGCAUGCUUUUCAUCUUCUCCGCUCUCUUCUCACUCUCUCCCCUGCCCUCCGCUGCCCUCCCCGUCCUUCCCUUCUCCUAGCGCCUGUAUAGAGAUGUGGCCUGUUGCUCAAGGGGCUUUUGUUCCCUCUGCUCUCCCUUCUUCCCUUCCAUCCUCUCUUCCAUCCUCCCUUUCCUCCUUUCCGUCCACCCUCCCAGCCUCCUUUCCUUCCUCUGCUCCGUCCUCCUUCCCGUCUUCCCUUCCCUCCUCGCUCCCCUCCUCUCUCCCCUCUUCGCUCCCACCCUCGCUUCCCUCCUCUUUCCCCACCUCCUCCCCUACCGCCUCCCCUCCGUUCUCCCCGCCUCCCCUAUCUCACACCCCUGUGGAUGUUUUCUCGUUUUACAAAGCAUGGGCACAGCGGCUUAUAGACGGUUCAGGGUUUAUGGAGGGAGUGGGGUUUAUGGAGGAACUAGGGGGUGCGUUUGAAGCUCCCAAGACCCCUCAAGCGGAUGAUGAGAGUGGUGAGGUGAGGGAGUGGAAGAGAGGGAAACACGGAGAGGAGGAGGAGGAGGAUGAGGAGGAAAAGAGGGAGCAAGCAGAGGAACGUGAGGAGGUGGUUAAGGAAAGAAAGGAAGAAAUUAGCUGGCAUAGUGAAAGCGAGAACGUUUCUAAGGAUGGUGUUGGGAAGGAAUUUCAGGUGGCAGCAGUAAUUGAAGGGGCUGCUGAGAUAGCAACAGGAAACGUAGCAGCUGAUAUAGCAGUUAAUGUGGCACCUGACGUGGCAGCUGAUGUGGUAGCUGACGUGAAUGCACACAUGGCAUUAAAUGCAGAGGUGGAUAUUGAGGCAGAAAUAGAAGCGGAAGCAGAGGGAGGAGCUGAAGCUAAAGUAGGUCCGGAGGCAGCAGAAACAGAAGCAGGAGCAGAAUUGGAGGCAGAGUUAACAGCAAGAGAAGAAGAAAUAGAAGCUGGAGUAGAAGGAGAAGCAGAAGCGGAAGUAGAAGGAGAAGCAGAAGCGGAAGUAGUAGCAGGAGAGACGUUGGGGUCAGAAGUAGGUGGAGAGGAGGCUUCAGAAACAGAAGCAGGAGGAGAGUUGGAGGCAGCGUUAAUAUGCCGAGCAGUAGAACUUGAAGCAGGAGCGGCGGUAGGGGAGGCAGUAGGUUCGGAGUUAGAGGAGGCAGUAGCUGCAGAAGCUGCAGAGUUACAGGCAAGAGCAAAUUUUGAGUCAGAGGUAGCAGCAAGGGAAACAGAGUUCGAAGCAGGAACAGAUGCUGCAACAGAAGUUGCAGCAGAAGCAGGAGCAGCGUGGGAAGAGCUUACAGCAGAAGCAGGGGAAUUGGAAGCAGGAGCAGAGUUGGAAAUAGAGAUACCAGCGGUAGCAGUAGAGGUUGAAGAAGAUGCGGAGAUAGAGACGGAUGCAGCUAUUGAAGCAGGAGCAGCAUUUGAGGCAGAGGUGUCAGCAGGAGCCGAAGCAGAUAUGGAAUUGGAGAGAGAGGAGGGAGCAGAAGCAGAAGCAGAAGCAGAAGCAGAAGCAGAAGAAGUUGACUUGGCAGCAGACGAGGAAGCCAUGCUGCAAGGAGAGGCUGGGGUGGAGGCAGAAGCACAAGCAGGAGGAGAAGAAUAUGAGUUUGCAGCAGAUGUGGGGGCAGAAGUAAGAGCAGACGGAGAAGCUAUGCUUGAGGGAGAGGCUGGGGUGGAGGCAGAGGGAGAAGCAGAGGGAGAGGCAGAGGAAGAAGCAGAAGCAGAGGAAAUCGCAACAGCAGCAGGCGUAGCAGCUGGUGCGGAAGCAGAGACAGGGACAGAAGUUCAGGUAGCCGAAGAAGCUAUGCUGCAGGAAGCGGCUGGGGUGGAGGUAGGAGCAGAAGCAGAGGCAGAGGGAUGGAGACAGGCAGAUAUAGAGACAGAGACAGAGGCAGAGGGAGAGGCAGGGGCAGAAGGAGAGGCAGAGGCAGAUGGAGAGGCAGAGAUAGAGGCUGCGACAGGGGCAGGGGGAGAGGGAGAGGGAGAGGGAGAGGGAGAGGGAGAGGGAGAGGCAGAGGCAGAGGAAGAGGGAGAGGGAGAGGCAGAGGUAAAAGCGGAGGGAGAGGCAGAGGCAGAUGGAGAGGCAGAAACAGAGGCAGAGGGAAAGGGAGAGGGAGUGGCAGAGAUGAUACGAGAAGCAGGUGAUGGUACACGAGAAGCUGUUGGUAUGGAGGCAGAGAGAGCAGAGGACAUGGAGGUAGGAGGGGAGGAGGUAGAGGAAGCAGGAGAGGAAGCGGAGGGAGGAAGAGAGGAGGUGGAGGUAGGAGGAGAGGAGGUGGAGGUAGGAGGAGAGGAGGUGGAGGUAGGAGGAGAGGAGGUAGAGAGAGGAGAGGAAGUGGAGGUAGUAGGAGCGGAGGUAGAGGUAGUAGGAGCGGAGGUGGAGGUAGGAGAGGAGGUGGAGGUAGUAGGAGCGGAGGUGGAGGUAGUAGGAGCGGAGGUGGAGGUAGUAACAGAGGAGGUAGGAGGACAGGAGGUAGAGGGAGGAGCAGAGGAGGUAGAGACAGAGAUAGAGGCUGAGGCAGAGACGGUGGUGUACAUGGAAACAGGUGGCGGAAGAGGAGAAGCUGCUGGUAUGGAGGCAGAGGGAGCAGAGGAGGUGGAGAUAGGAGGAGAGGAAGUAGAGGGAGGAGGAGAGGAGGUAGGAGGAGAGAAGGUAGGAGGAGAGAAGGUUGCGACUCUUCAUCCACCCAAAAGCGACUCCAUUCUUACCACCCCCCUUCUUGCUGCCCUCCCCACUGCUCCUCCCUUGCCCCUUGUCAUGUCACUGCCGCCUUCAUCACCUGUGGCACCUGGGGUAUCAGCGGUGGCUGUAGCUGCAGCAGCUACACUAUCUGUAGCACCAUCUGUAGCACAACAACCAGUGUCUCUGGCGUGUGUAGCAGCGGCCACAGGGCUGGACACAGCCCAUGCACUGGUGGUGUCUCUUGCCCUGCAACGAGCUAAAGCCCGCGCUGCUGCUGCCGCUCCUGCUGUGGCCGCUGCAGCUACUGCUAUUGCUGCUGCUGCUUCGGCUGCUGCUGCUUCUGUCGCUCCUGCUGCCGCUCUUGCUGCUGCUCCAGCUGCUGCUCAUGCUCCUGCUUCUGGUGGUGGUGGUGCUGCUGCCCUUGCUGCUCCUGUUAUUGCACCUUCCACUCUUGCUGCUGGUUUCCUCGGAAGGCCCGCAACAGCACAGGCCACGUCAUCACCAACAAUGGCAUUACUGAGACUGCAACCACCACCACUAGCAUCACCACCGCUAGCACCACUAGCAGCAGCACCACUGGCACCACCAUCGCUAGCACCACCGCCACUAGCACCACGACCACCACCACCAUCCCGAUCACCAUGGGGGGAUGAGGAGCUGCCUCCAGGUGUGGACCGACCCUCGUCUUUUGAGGCGCCUCAGAAGUCGUCGCUGCCUCCGGGUGUGCAGAGACCCAUGUCUCUUCAGGCGCCUCAAAAGUCAUUGUUGCCUCUGCCUGCAGCAGCAGCAGCAGCAGCAGCAGCAGCAGCAACAGCAGCAGCAACAGCAGCAGCAGCAACAGCGGCAGCAGCAGCAAAACCGCUCAUGGCUUGGGUAGCAGUAGCAGCAGCAGCAGCAGCAGCAGCAGCGAUGACAGCAGCAGCAACAGCACCAGCUACUGCGGCAGCUGGUACUUCUGGCUUGUUGUUGCCUCCGUUUGUCUCACAGGCAGAAGGCAACGAUUCUUUGGCCAGGGUUAUUGAGGCAUAUGCUGCUGCUAGCGCUGCCAACAGUAAGCAUGCUGGAUCAGCAGCUGUUUCCGAGGCGCCUCAGAAGUCGGCUUGUGCUGUUGGUGCUGCCAACAGUAAGCCUGCUGCCUGUGAGAAUAGGAAAGGGAUUAGCAGAGAGAAUACAGUGUAUGGGUUCAAUGGAGGAGAUUGGGAGGAGACGAUGGGUGGGGCUUUCAAGCAGGGGAGGGGAGGAGCUGGGAUCGGCGUUGAGGAAAUGGAGGAUGGUACCAGCAUGCAGGCUGACUUGGAGGAGGUUCGUGUUGGGGAGGUUCAUGUGGGGGAGGUUGUUGGAUCACCUGAGGAGAAACAUGAGGAGAUUGGUUUCUACUUCCCUUAUUCUGACAGCUCACCUGAACGCCCUGACAGCUCAGCUGACCAUUCGGACAGCUCACUCGAAGCCGCAUCCUCUCAUUUACCUCCUAUGGGCAUCAUGACUUCUUCUCUUCCCCCAUCUUCUUCCCCCCCAUCUUCCCUCUGCCCAUCUUCCCACCCUCCAUCUUCCCACAUCCAAUCUUCCCUCCACCCAUCUUCUCUUCCCCCUAUAGGCGCAGUAUCCCGCCUUCCCCCCAUAGGCGCAGCUGCAUCUCUCCCCCCCAUAGGCGCAGCUGCAUCUCUCCCCCCCAUUGGCGCAGCAGCAUCUCUUCCCCCCAUCCUUCCCCACAUGUCGCACUCUUUCCCCUUCAACCCCUUUCUCCCCUUUCCCCUUGGCCCCUUCCCUCCCCUUGGUUACAACUCGGGUUACCACCAGCUCUCUCCUGCUCAAAUGCUCUUCCUUAACAGAACUGCUGGAUUUGGAAACGGAGCGGUUGACAAGGAGUGGCAGGGCGGGGCUAGCAAGGAGUGGCAGGAUGCCCCUCUGGUGUUUGGUCUGAACGUCAUUCCGCCAGGGGCUGUUAUGAAGGAGACGGGUGGUGCUGCAGCGGAGGCUGACAGAGAGGGUGGGGCGAAAGGACGGUCGUCUUUGGGUGAGGGAGAAACGGGAGAGGAGGAAGGGAAGGGGGAAGGCGGGGAGCGGGAAGGUGGGAAAGGGGCCGGUGGAAAGAGGGCAGAUGAAAACGAGGCAGAUGGUAAGGGGGCAGGUGCAAGGGGCACAGGAGAAAAAAGGGCAGGCGAGAAGGGGGCAGGAGAAAAAGGACCGGGAGAAAAUGUAGCAGGUGGUGCAGGUGAAAUUUUUGCUGGUAAAAAAGGGACAGGUGAAGAAUGGGCAGGUGAAAAACGGGCAGGUGAAAAAGGGACUGGUGAAGAAUGGGCAGGUGAAAAAGGGACUGGUGAAGAAUGGGCAGGUGAAAAAGGGACAGGUGAAGAAUGGGCAGGUGAAAAACGGGCAGGUGAAAAAGGGACAGGUGAAGAAUGGGCAGGUGAAAAACGGGCAGGUGAAAAAGGGGGAAGUGAGCCUAAACUGGAAAUGGUGCAUCCUAUCAAGCCUGCAAACCCAGAUGCAGUUGAUCCAGAAGCUUGCGUGGGUGUGUUUGAGAUGACUCGAGUCAAAAAGGCAGAUGAGGUGGAGAGUGUGCUGAACUCGCUGCUUGGGUAUGAGACGGAUGAGGAGGGUGACGAGGAAGAGGAGGUGGAGGAGGGAGGUAUGGGGGAGGAAGGUAAGGGAGGGGAAGGAGAGGAAGGAGCAGGAGAUCAAGCUGGUCCUGCUGCUGGUUCUGCUGCUGUUGUGGCUGCUGCUGCUGCUGCUGCUGCUGUUGGUGGUGCUGCUGCUGCUGCUAUGUUUGUGGCGCCUAAAAAAUCGGCAGUGGCAGCAACACCUGAGGUGGUUACUGCAGCUGCUACUGCUGUUGCUGUUGCUGUAGGCCCUGAUAGCAGAACCCGGAGUGUGGGGAGGGAGGGAAAGAGGGAGAAGGCGAGUGAGGAGAGGGAGAGGGAGAGGGAGAGGGAGAGGGAGAGAGAGAGGGAGAAGGGGAGUGAGGGGAGGGAGGAGAGGGAGAAGGCGAGUCAGGGGAGGGAGAGAGAGAGGGAGAAGGGGAGUGAGGGGAGGGAGGAGAGGGAGAAGGCGAGUCAGGGGAGGGAGAGGGAGAGGGAGAAGGGGAGUGAGGGGAGGGAGAGGGAGAGGGUAAAGUUGGGUGAGGGGAGGGAGAGGGAGAAGGGGGGCGAGGGGAGGGAGAGGGAGAAGGGGAGUGAGGGGAGGGAGAGGGGGAAUGUGAGUGCUGAGAGGGAGAGGGAGAAGCAGAGGGAAGGGAGCGAGAAGGAGAAGGGGAAGGAAUGGAGGGAGGGGGAGAAGGGGGGUGACGGGAGGGAUUGGAGGGAGAGGGAGAAGGGGAGAGAUGGGUGGGAGAGGGAGAAAGUGAGUAUUGGAAGGGAGAGGGAGAGGGAGAAGGGGAGAGAGGUGGAUGGUGGAGAAGCUAGAGAUAGAGGGAAGGUAGGAAGCGAGGGUGGUUUCAGAAGGCCAGCAGAGAGGGGGAGGGAGUUGGAUGGAGGAGGAACGAGGGGUAGAGGAAAUGUAGGAGGUGAGGGAGACGUUAGAAGGUCAGCAGAGAGGGGGAGGGAGUUGGUCUAUGCAACAAGAACGAGGGGCAGCAGUAGUGUUGGGGGAGAUCGAGAUAUUGGAAGGGAGACACGUGAACGAGAUAUGGGAAAGACAGCAAUACAAGAACGUGAGAGGAGGAGGGAUAUGGAUGUGACAAGAACGAGAGGCAUCAAUACAAGGGGCAGCAGUAGUGUGGGGGAAGGUCUAGAUAUGGGUAGGGAAGCGCGUGAACGAGACAUGGGAAAGACGGUAGAGAGGAGGAGGGAUGUUGAUGUGACACGCAUGAGGGGCAGCAGCAAUACUAUGAGGGAAAGAGGAGGCAGGGAAGAAGGUGUAAGGGAAAGAGGAGGUGGGGAAGGAGGAGUAAGGGAAAGAGGAGCAAAGGAGGUAGGAGGAAGGGGGGGAGGAGGAGGAGAAAGAGGAGGUGGGGAAAGAGGAAGAGGGGAAAGAGAAGGUGAGGAAAGAGGAGGAGGGCAAAGGGCAGGAGGGGAAAGAGGAGGAGGGGUAAGAGGAGGAGGAGAAACAGGAGAUGAAAGGGGAGGUGGGGAAAGAGGAGGAGGAGAAACAGGAGAGGAAAGGGGAGGUGGGGAAAGAGGAGGAGGAGAAACAGGAGGGGAAAGGGGAGGUGGGGAAAGAGGAGGGGAAAGAGGAAGGGAAAGAGGAGGGAAAAAAGGAGGGGCAAAAGGAGGAGGGGAAACCCUCAGCAGCCACAAAGCAGAUGGGGGGGAAAGAGUUGCAAGGGAAGGUAAGGAAGGAAUGGAAAGAGGGGAAGACACAGCACGGGAACGAGGAGAAAAGGCCGAUGUGAACAGAAGUGGAGGAGAAAGAGGGGCUGAGAAGGUGGAGGAGGAGGAGAGAGUGAAAAGUGAGAAGGGUGCUGCAUUGGCAGAAGAGACAGGGAGGAAGGAGAAGGGUGGGGCCGGUGGGGCGAGUGGGGUUGGUGGGGCCAGUGGGGUCGGUGGGGCGAGUGGGGUUGGUGGGGCCAGUGGUGUGAGAAGAGGGAGAGGAGCAACAGGAGAGCGGGAAGAGGAGGAAGGUGGGGGUGGUAGUGUGAGAAUAGGGAGUGGUGCAGCGGGAGAGGGGGGAAAGGAGAGAGGGGAAGGUAGGAAGAGUUUUGAAUUGGCUGAAAAGAGGAGGAAGGAGGAGGAUGGGGGGGGCAGUGGUGUGAGAAGAGGGAGUGGAGUAGCGGGAGAGGGGGAAAAGGAGAGAGGGGAAGGUCAAGAGCGAUCUGGAGUGGUGCAAGGGACAGGGAGGGAAGGGGAGAGGGGGAAGGGUGGUGCGCAGAGAGAGAGUGGAAUGGAAGGAGGAGAUGGAGGAGAAGGAGGAGUAGGAAAGGAAGGGGGUGAGGGAGGAGGGGGAGGGGAACGUGAGAGUAAGGGUGGUAAGGAUGGAAAGAGUGGCAGUAAAGCGAAUGGCAAAGGCAGUGGUAACAACCGGGAUGCUGGGGAUGGUGGUGGUGGUGCUGCUGCUGGUGCUGGUGGUGGUAGUGGCAGGGGAGAGAAAGCGGGACAGGGAGUAGGAUCGUCCAGAAAAGGAGGGAUAGUUGGUGGUGGUGGUGGUGGUGGUGAUGAUGAUGGUGGUGGUGAUGAUAAUGCUAGGGAUUGGGACCGGAAACGAGCUUUGGGGAGUGAUAAGGGCAAGGGAGGGAGGAGGAAAGGGGAAGAGGAGGAGGAAGAGGGAGGGAGGGAGAAGAAGCGAAGGAAGGAGGAGGAGGAGAAGCGUGGGGAGGGGAGAGAUGCGAAGAAAGGGGAGGAACAGGCGAGGCGAAAUGCGGAAAUAGUGAAGAGUGGGAAGGAGGUUAAGGGAGGUGGUGUGAGUGUGGGUCAUCGGGGGGAGGAGAGGAGGGAGGAGAGGAGGGUUGAGAGGAGGGAUGAAAAGAAAGAGGAAAGUGGAAGGGGUGAUAGGAGAAAGGAGGAGGAUAAGAGAAGGGAAGAGGAUAGGAGAAGGGAAGAGGAUAGAAGACGGGAAGAGGAUAGGAGAAGGGAGGAGGAUGGGAGAAGGGUCGAAAAGGGGAUACGAAGGGAGGAGGAUAAGGGGAAAAAGGAGGAGGAUAAGGGAAGGAGUAGGGAGGACGAGGAGAGAAAGAGAAAGCAAGAGGAAGGGAGAAGGGCGGAGGAACGGAGAAGGGAGGAGGAAAGGAGAAGGGGUGAGGAACGGAGAAGGGAGGAGGAAAGGAGAAGGGAUGUGGUUAGUAAGCAGGAGAAGAAAGAGGAGAAGAGGGAGGUUAGGAAGGAGGAGAGGAAGGAUGAGAGGAAGGAUGAGAGGAAAGAGGAGAAGAGGGAGAAACAGGAGGGGGAAAGUAGAAUUGGGCCGAAAAAAGAGAAAGGUGGAGAGAAGGAGGGGUGGAAAGAAGUGGAGAAGGAGCAGGAGGAGAAGAGAGGACGAGGGGGUGGGAAGGAGCAUGAGCAGAAGAGGGAAAGAAGAGGCACGGAUCAUGAUACAAACGAGAGGAAGGAGGAGAGGAGGGAGAAGGAGAAGGGAGAGACGGAGAGGAGGGAGAGAGAAAGGGGAGAGAAGGAAAGGAAGGAGAGGGAAAGGGGAGAGAGGGAGAGGAGGGAGAAGAGGGAAAGGGAAGAGAAGGAGAGGAGGGAGAAGGAGAGGGGAGAUAUGGAGAGGAAGGGGGAGGAGAGGGGGAUAAAAAGGAGGAGUGAGCAGGAGACGAGAGGGGAGGUGAGUCAAGACCAGGGGGGAGAGAAUGAGAGUACAGAAAAGGAGAGGAGAGAGAGGGAGGGGAGCGAAAAGGAAGCGAAAACAGAAAAUGAUGGCAGAGGAGAAAAGGAGGAGAGGAGAGAAGCAGUGGAGAGGGGAAAAGGUGCGGAAAGUAAUGACAAAGAGACCAGGAGAGAAAGGGAUGCUAGGGGAACGGAUAAGCAUGACAAUAAGAAGAUGCGUGACGAGAGUAAGACGCAUGAUGAUGGGAAGAAGGAAGAGGGUAGGGAGGAUGGGAGGGGUGGUGUUGUGAGAAAAGGGAAGAAGGAAGAGGGUAGGGAGGAUGGGAGGGAUGGUGUUGUGAGAAAAGGGAAGAAGGAAGAGGGUAGGGAGGAUGGGAGGGGUGGUUUUGUGAGAAAAGGGAAGAAGGAAGAGGGUAGGGAGGAUGGGAGGGAUGGUGUUGUGAGAAAAGGGAAGAAGGAAGAGGGUAGGGAGGAUGGGAGGGAUGAAAAGCUUGGGCGAGUUUCUGAGACUCGUAAAGAAAUGGAGGAGAGGGAUGUGGGAAAGGAGGUAGGAAGGGAUGUGGGCAAAGGGGGUGGAGGGCAUGGGAAGCGGCAAAGGGAGCGUGAGUGCAGUGAGGAGGAAACUUCCAGUGAUAGUGAUUCUAGUGAGAGUGAUUCUACAGCCGCCGCUGCCGCCGCUGCUGCUUUAGCUGCUGGUGCUGGCAUUGGUGCUGGUGGUGCUGUUGGGGGUGGUGGUGCUGCUGCUCCUGCUGCUCUCGCUGCUGUGCCCUCAGCUGCUGCUGCGGCCCAAGCUGCUAUGGCUGCUGCUUCGGCUGCUGCUCUUGCUGUGGAGCGUAGACUCGGCCUACCCUCUUCUUCUGCCGAAGCUGCUUCUUCCGGAACCUCCGCUGUUGGUCCGGCCGAGCCUGGGACUGGCUCUAAUGGUCUGGGUACAGGUGGUGGGGUGGAGGGGCAUGAGGGGGAGGGAGUGGGGGAGGGAGAUGGGGAAGAGGAGGGGGAGGGGAGGGAGGGGAAGAAGAGGGUACAGUUUUCAGAUGAGAUGGAGGGAGGAGAGGGAGGGGAGGGUGGGGUGGGAGAGGAGGAGUGGGAGGAGAAGGAAGGGGAUGAGGAGGAAGAGGGAGAGGAGGGGGAACGGAGGAGGGUGAGGAGGAAAAAGAAGGGAGUAGUGAUCGACGAUCGAUAUCUGGUGGAUGUGAAGGACGUGAAGAACAGUGUGAAGGAAGCAAUAAAAGCAAUGCGCAGCAAGAGCAGCAUCAACCGGCGGGUAGCUUCGAUGACCACACUGGGCGUGUCAGGGCCAGCAGCUAGAGCAGCGGAGCAGUCAGCACUGGCAGCCAAGCGGGAGAAAGAGAGGGCUCAGCUGGAGCUGAGGAGGAAGUACUAUGGGCUGCCUUGA
Messenger RNA from Closterium sp. Naga37s-1, 19767 nucleotides. NCBI's taxonomy places the organism in Eukaryota, Viridiplantae, Streptophyta, Zygnematophyceae, Desmidiales, Closteriaceae. The record is from the annotation of a GenBank genome assembly.